AUGAGUACGCCCGCAAACCUAUACCCAGGGCUCAACGAGCUUGCUGAUGUGAUAGAAAAGUUCCCAAUGGAGGUGGCGCGUAACUUGACCUUACUAAGAGAAAUCGACGCAAAAUGCGUACACGCGGUCCCGGAGUUGGAACGUGAGAUUGAGGCGUUGCUAACGGACUCAGAAGACAAAGGCCGGAUACAACGGGUGGAUCAGCAAUUCCAGGAUUUGAUGCCAUCGCUCGAAGAGAAAAUGCAUGUUUCCGCGCUGGCCUGUGAGGCAUUGGAGAAGUCGAUCGCUCGGGCAGAAUUGGCGUACGAAGUUGCUCUGAAGAACCAAGAAAUACCAGAAAAGCUGCGGCUGGGGAACGGGAACCACCCUGCCAUGCACCUACACUACGAGCUUAUGAAAAAGAUAGAAUCGAAACAACAAAGCAAGUCGCAGCAAGCCCUACGUAGUGAGUCGCGAAGGGAAGCGAUGGCGGCUCGCCGUCAGCAGCAUGCUGACGGCAUAACGCCAGCUAUCGGAAGCCCUCUGGCGGUCAGCGCAACCUCCAGCCUAGCUGCUGCCUAUGCAAAUGCGGGUAGCGGCAACGGUGCUAGUCUUGGCUCUACCAUUGAUGGUAGCGUGCGCCGUCGGCAAGCGGAACUGGGCGGACCACCCAGUUCAGCCAGUGCUUCAGCUGCUGCUGCUGCAUCUGCUCGGCGACGCAAGCGCCAAACGCGCGAAGACUACUCCCAACGCCCCAAGACUAACGAAUAUGGAGAAGCACUUUAUUGCUAUUGUAACCAAAUCGCAUACGGCGAAAUGGUUGGCUGUGAUGGAGAAAACUGUCAGCUAGAGUGGUUCCACCUGCCUUGCAUUAACCUAGAGACUCUACCUAAGGGAAAAUGGUACUGUGAUGAUUGCAAGAGGUAG
Eremothecium sinecaudum is the source of this 906-nucleotide messenger RNA. RefSeq names its product Pho23p (gene PHO23). Gene Ontology annotation, biological process: regulation of DNA-templated transcription. NCBI's taxonomy places the organism in Eukaryota, Fungi, Ascomycota, Saccharomycetes, Saccharomycetales, Saccharomycetaceae. Bases 1 to 906 code for a protein of 301 amino acids. The record is from RefSeq and is a predicted model, not a curated record. The transcript has a single exon. Gene Ontology annotation, cellular component: Rpd3L complex; nucleus; Rpd3L-Expanded complex.